Acanthochromis polyacanthus (spiny chromis) is the source of this 2954-nucleotide messenger RNA. RefSeq names its product lysosomal thioesterase PPT2-A-like. The transcript is spliced from 8 exons. Gene Ontology annotation, molecular function: thiolester hydrolase activity. Bases 111 to 989 code for a protein of 292 amino acids. Gene Ontology annotation, cellular component: lysosome. Lineage: Eukaryota; Metazoa; Chordata; Actinopteri; Pomacentridae. The record is from RefSeq and is a predicted model, not a curated record.
CAAGCAGGAGAAGGAGGUGGAUAAUUACCCAACAGCGCUCUCCUUGAGACAGUCUCUCCUUGGUAACUCCUCCGGUCCCUCCAGUGUGCCUCAGCUGAGUCCAGGUAGAGAUGAUGGAAACACUGCAGGUCCUCCGAGGUUCACUGCUGCUGCUGCUGCUGGUUGCAGGUGUUUGCAUUGAGGGGUACAAGCCGGUCAUCAUCGUCCACGGCCUGUUUGAUGGACCAAAACAGUUCCAAACGUUGUCUCAGUACAUCGAAGAGGCGCAUCCAGGCACUGAAGUGACCACAAUCGACAUCUAUGACGACAAGGCCAGUGUAGUACCACUGUGGGUGCAGAUCGAAGGCUUCAGUAAUAAAUUAACAUCCAUCAUGAACAAGUCUCCCAAUGGCGUCCAUCUUUUGUGCUUCUCACAAGGUGGUGUAAUUUGUCGAGCUCUGCUGUCCACCAUUCCAAACCACAACGUGCACACCUUCAUUGCACUGUCAUCCCCACUGGCUGGACAAUAUGGAGAAACAGAAUACCUGAGUCAGGAAUUUAGUGCCAGUGUUAAGACAGAAGUGCAUCCUUUGUGCUACAACAAACUUGGACAGUUAAUAUCUAUUUGCAACUACUGGAAGGACCCUCACCAUAUGUCUGACUACCUGCAGUACAACAACUUUCUGCCACUGCUUGAUGGUGAAAAACCUCACAAAGACAUGGAAGCAUGGAGGAAAAACUUCCUGCGCAUCAAAAAGCUGGUGCUGAUUGGAGGACCAGACGAUGGCGUCAUCACACCGUGGCAGUCCAGCCACUUUGGAUUCUACGACAGCAAUGAAAAUGUCGUCGAAAUGAGAGACCAGGAGUUUUACAAGAAGGACAAUUUUGGGCUGAAGACACUGGACGAUCGCGGUGACGUGUCGGUUUGUGUUCGCGCUGGUGUGAAGCACACAGAAUGGCACUCUGAUUACACCGUGUUCAGCAGCUGCAUUGAGAAGUGGCUCACCUGAAAACCAGGUGUUGAUAUGAGGUAGAAUCCUACUGAGGACCCAUACUGCUUACAGAUGCUGUUAUGCUUGUUAAUGCAAAGAAGAAAAGAGCAAUCAUUUUAACUGCUGCUUUUGUGAUGCUCAUGAUUCCCACCAUGAAGGUCACUUCACUCAUUUGAGCAAAACUUUGCUAAUUUUACUGAUAGUUCAUGCUAGUGGGUAGAUGGCCAUGAUCACAGUACACAAACAAGACUAAUUACAAUAACUCUGAUGCUCAUAGCAUCAUCAAGUCAAUAUUUUUCACUUAUCACAGAUUGAAUGAGUUGCAAAACAAAGCAGGUCUCUUCAAGAUUUUUAGUGUAAAUGAAUUAUUUUAACCAUUUCUUAUCAAGUUUGAUUGAAAAAAAAAACACAGGAAGAAAAACUAUGCCUGAAUCUGUACAGUGUGUGAGUGUAAAGUUAGAAUGACCCAGGAUCAACAAGAAAUAAUAAUAGGAAAUACUGCAGGUUGACUUCACCAGAAUUCUUCUUUAACAAAGAGACUAAACAUCUGCAUGUUUGCCAGCGCUCCAGAUUGACACCAAAAUGAUCACAUAUGCUACCUUUUUUAAAAAUUUUAAUCUCUGGUGGUUGAAUUUAUGUGAGUGUACUGGCACCAUUAGCCUGAAUGAUGACAGCUGCCAUAUCAGCCAUUGUGGUUGAAAACAGUCCUCUCUCAGGCCCCGUCCACACGAAGACAAAACAAGGUCUAAACGCAUAAGUUUCAUGCCGAAUCUGCGUAUCAUCCACAUGAAGACGGCGUUUUGGGGGUCUGUAAACGAUCAUUUUUGAAACCAGGUUCCAGAGUGGAAAGAUUUUGAAAAGCCGUGUAAGCGGCUCCGUGUUUACUGGCUAUCCGCUACUUUUCAGAUACGCUUGCGUCAUAGUUUCGUAUCUUCACUGACACGCAUGUGCCACACGCGGCAACGAAGCUAGUGACCCUAUGAACUCUGUUGCAGCAAAAUCUCCUUCUCAAUCACCACCGAGUUGAACAAACAAUUAUCGAGGACACAUUACGGCACUUUAUUUAUUUCUCGGCUUGGGCUCUGUUUACAGCUUUUGCUGCAAAUGCGCAUGCCCACUGUUUUUUCUUCUGUUUGCACGUGUUUCCGUCUUAUCGUUACAGCGCCCCUAGAGGUGUGGCAUGUCUUUUACAGCGUUUCCAUGCGUAUCGAGUGCAUUCAUGUAGACGCACACAGUUUCUGAGACGCCUUCGUCUUUAUGGCGAUCGUUUUUGAAACUGUUAAGCGUUUUGUCUUCGUGUGGAUGGGGCCUCAGUCCAGCUGAGAAAAUUUUGAGCACCAAAAACGUAAUUUGGUGCCCUGUUAACACGCUGAUGUUGGUAUUAAGCUCCAAACACCACUGUGACAUACAGAGUUCCUGGCAUGACUGCUUUUAUGAUAAAUUGACAACAACAUAGACAUAAAAACAACAAAAAAUUACGAAAGAAAAGUCCACCUCUGCCUGUUAAAUAUGUAGAAUCACUUUGGGAGCAUCGAAAAGUUCCUUUGAGAAAGCAACAGCAAGAAAUAAGCUCUGUCAGUGUUUCUGUAUUUACUCUCACUACCAGAAGAGGGAGACAAAAGUUCCACAAUUCAGAUUUAAAUUGUUUGUCCCUUUUUGAAAUCAUGAAACAUGUUUAGUUUCCAGUGGCAUGUCUAUUUCAUUAGCAGCAAAUAUUAGAUUGAAUGAAGCCCUGUUUGUUUUUGAUUUCUUCUCAACUAAUUAAGUGUCUUUCAUCAGCAAAUGUUCGUAGAAACAUCCUCAAAUAUUAGUGCAGUAGUCUAAGGUGACUGUGAGCCAUGCACGAGGGCGAUGGUCGAUCUGUUGCUGCUCUCUGCUGGACGUUUGAGGUACUUCCUCUAAGUGAAAACUAUUGCACGCUGCCACAGCAAAUGCAACAUGACGCACAGUGUAUGUGUAUUAAAGGCUUUUGGCAGAAUUUCA